AUGAAUAAGAAUAAUUAUAUAAAAUUUUAGGAAAAAUACUAGGUUCUUAAUAAAUUAAAUAAUGAAAGUUAAUGCUAUUGUUAACCAAUUAAAAAAUAUAAAAACUAAAAAUAAAUCAUUAAAUGGAGUAAGUUAUAUAGAAAAACAUUUAAGCUUAUUCGCGAGAUGAUUGCAGAUUUAGACAAACCAGAAGUGAGCAAGGAAAUACUUGAAAAUCACACUAUAAAACUCAUCAACAAUACUAAGGAACAAGAUUUGAAGGUCAUUCUUUAAUUGUUGAUCUAAAUACAGCAUUUAAAUAAGUUAAAUAACUUAGAUGAGCAUAUUAUAAUAUUGAUAGAAAGAAACUAAAAACAGCAUAGCUAUCAUGCGUAAAUCAUUUAGUUAUUGCAUACACUUAAGGAAAACGUUUCUAUAUAAAAUUUACCAUACACAUAUAGGUUCCUAAGAAUAUGUUAUAGAAUAAAGUAAUUAUCAAAUAAUAAAAUAAUUAUUGUGAACACAUAAGUGUUGAAUGAUGAAGUGCUUACUCAGAUUGGGUAAUCAUGCAAAGGUUAUUUGAUGAAUAAGUAAGAGUCAGAAAAAAAUAUAUUGGCCAUAUUAAAUUUUUUUAUGAGAAUAGCAGAUGGUUCUUUAGACACUGAUUUCGAUGAUGCUUACGCUCUUAAGGCAUUGAGUUUGAUUUUAGAGGAGUUCUAAAAGCUGAAGAUAUUGUUGGACAUCAAAAUAGCAGAAGUAAUUAAUUCUAACUUAAGUGCUUUGCUAAAGAGUAAUCUCAAUAAAACAACAUAAUCAAUACAGAAAUUGUAAAGUAUUUUCAAGUUGAUAGAGAUCCUAUUGUUGGGGAACAGCUGUUACUUUUUUGAUUUUCUCGAUACACUCAAGAAACACUUAUUUAGCGAGUGUCAUUCUAUAUAAAAAUAGCUUUCUUACUAGACAAUAGUGAAUUGCACAGAUGCUUUCAUUGAAUAUCUGGGGAAUGAUAAGUAUAAAAAUGAGUUUGUAGCAUUCUACACUGAAAUAACAAAGCAGACAUAGAUAGAGAACAUCAAUAUCCCCCACAAAUUGAAGCAGAUACAUGAAGUGGUUGGACAUUUCAUUUAAUUAGAGAAUAUUUAUUAGGAAUACUCUGAUAAUAAAUAGAUUCUGAAGUUUAUUGCAGAAUUCAAUUUAAGAUUAUCAUAAUAGAUGCAGAAACCUCAGUUGUUAUUAUAAAAAUAAAUUAAAAAGUGUAUGAAGAAUCUACUAAGUAAGAUAGAGUUUGAAUAAAUUAACCAAACUUAUUACAAUUACAUAUAAGUUAUGGAUACUGAUGUGAGGAACUCAAUGAUAAUUCAUUUGAUUGAACAGAAUCAGAUUGCUUUUGUGACGUAGCUCUUAUAUCAAAUGAAUGAUAUAUCCACGAGCACUUGGCAAAAGUAUAUUCAAUACUAUUUGAAGAUAAAGGAGUCUAAUGAAUAAACAGAAUAGCUUAUGAAACAGUUGUUAUUGAAUGAGAAAUUGUUGCAAAUUGAGGUUCUUCUCUUUAGUCUGUUCUCCUGCAAAUGCUAUUAACUUAUCAUCUAAUUAUGUAAUAUUCAUUAUAAUGCAUUGUAAUUUGAUUUGGUAUUGUAGUUCCUGUAUCAAGAACUUAUGAAUGAUAUUGAGUAGCAACACACUGUUGAAUUAAUAUGUUCGUUAAUCAUUUUGAUAUAGGAAAGAUCAAAUCACUUCUAAUUCGAUUAUAUGUUGAAGAUGAUACAACUGAAGAAUCACAAUGAAUUGCUGCUGCAUUAUCUCUAAACAAUAUCAAACAAGGUGGGAAUGGAUCAAUUGUUAAGUCUAUUAACUUAAUGUCUACCUUCUCAAUUAAUCUCAACAAUCCUGUACGAUUGUGUUUAGACAAAGGAGAUUGAUGAAUCAGAUUUGGACUUAAUCCUAUACAUUCUAUAGAAAUAGGAUGUUAUUGAUGAUCACUUUAUAGCUCAUUUAAUGGACAUGAUCGCAAACAAAGAGGAAUAUGCUGUUACUCUCUUCAAUAUCAUAUCAUAAAAGAAGGUUCCAGUGAAAUUAAUAUUUUAUAUUGGACAAUAAAUUUAGAAUUAGAAGUAUUACAAUAAAGACACAAACCAACAAUUGCUAUUCAACCAUUAGGUGGACAUAAACUAUUUGUAUGAGUUAUGCCAAUUCACAUACGGUGCUGGACAAAUAGAUGCCAAUUUCAUAGAGAGUUAAUUGCCGUACUUUGAAAAGUUGAUAGAAACUCAACAGAAUGAAUUACUGGAGGAGGUUACCAGGGUAAUUAAGUUCUAUCUCCAGAACUUCCCAACUUAAUAAUGCUUGAUUAAGUUGAUUUCAAAAUACGAGUAUCUAUACAAUCAUGGGAAUUCAAAUCUCACCUAGACAUUGAUUCAAAUAGUACCUGAUUUGAAGAUAAUUUUGAGUCUUUUGGAGAAGGAUGACUAAUAAUUUUAAUAAUUCGAAAACAAAUUGGAUAAUCUACACGAGUAUGCUGAAUUUGCAGAAUAUAUGGAGAAGCAUUAAAUAGCUUUGAAUUCUAAUACUGAAAGUAUUGAACAAAGACCUAAGAUUUAACUCUCUGAAUUAGAGUAACAAUGA
Messenger RNA from Paramecium tetraurelia, 2598 nucleotides. RefSeq lists its product as uncharacterized. The record is from RefSeq and is a predicted model, not a curated record. Lineage: Eukaryota; Ciliophora; Oligohymenophorea; Peniculida; Parameciidae. The transcript is spliced from 3 exons.